This is a messenger RNA of Parasteatoda tepidariorum (common house spider), 750 nucleotides long. The record is from RefSeq and is a predicted model, not a curated record. Lineage: Eukaryota; Metazoa; Arthropoda; Arachnida; Araneae; Theridiidae.
AAAUUAAUUUCAGGUCAAGGAGGUGUGAAUCAAUUAGGGGGAGCUUUUGCUAAUGGAAAACCCCUGCCUUUCCAUGUCCGUUUAAGAAUUCUCGAACUUGCACUGUACGGAUACAGACCGUGCGAUAUUUCCAGGCAUCUGUUAGUAUCUCAUGGAUGUGUAUCUAAGAUACUCACCCGUUUCGCAGAAACUGGAUCCAUCCUUCCUGGAGCUAUUGGUGGAAGCAAACCCAGGGUAUCCACGCCUUUGGUGAUAUCGAAAAUUCGCCAAUAUAAAGACAACAAUUCAUCUCUGUUUGCAUGGGAAAUACGAGAAAAAUUACUCUUCGAAGGUAUAUGUCCUCAAGAUUCGUUACCAUCUGUGUCCUCCAUCAACAGGAUAUUAAGGAAGUCCUCAAAGACCCCAAUAAACAAAAGAUCAAGCUUGUCUGAUCACAGAGAACACCAAAAAAAUUCUACUAUUGCUGCAAAUGGCGAGGAAGAAUUCGCCAUGAUGCCAAAUAAAAAUCUUCAGAACUGUUUUAAUGAUUUCAAUUCAACAAUUACGGACGAUACCUGUUUCAGUGAAAAUACCUCCCGAGAAGAUAAUUUUUCAGGUAUCGCGUCUCAUUUGGAACAAAAUCAUAUUAAAAAAGACCAACAACGUAAAAGAACUUUUUAUAUUAAAGAUAUUUUGGAGCUGAAUACGUCGUAGAAUUGAUAUUUAAUAUUACAUAUUCUCCACUUGUUAAUUAAGCUAAUAUUGCAGAAA